Histoplasma capsulatum G186AR is the source of this 720-nucleotide messenger RNA. RefSeq lists its product as uncharacterized. Gene Ontology annotation, biological process: rRNA processing; nuclear-transcribed mRNA catabolic process, RNase MRP-dependent; tRNA 5'-leader removal. The record is from RefSeq and is a predicted model, not a curated record. Gene Ontology annotation, molecular function: RNA binding. The transcript is spliced from 2 exons. Gene Ontology annotation, cellular component: nucleolar ribonuclease P complex; ribonuclease MRP complex. Lineage: Eukaryota; Fungi; Ascomycota; Eurotiomycetes; Onygenales; Ajellomycetaceae. Bases 1 to 720 code for a protein of 239 amino acids.
AUGACGAAGCCAAAUCCCUACCCCGAACUGAAGUUCGAGAAGAAAAAUAAAAAUAUGCGAAGGGUCCCCAGCUAUGCACGGAUUCAAAAGCGGCCAAUCCCGCAUCCACCAUCUGCCUCUCCUUAUGCCGGCGCGAAAGUUCCUAAAGUAGUUUAUGUUUCAACCAAGACACCAUUUAUGAGCGCCGCGAAGCGCGUGCAGAAACUGCUCAAACAUGCAGAAAGACGGGCAACAGCUAAGAUCGAUCUAAGUGAGAAAAUUAGCGAGAAACAGAAGCUCACACAGCUUACUGAGAGUGCUGAUGAUCUUAAAAAAGAGGAGGUUUUCAUCAAAGCGACAGGGCGAGCUAUAGAGAAGGCGAUGAGCAUUGGGAAUUGGUUUGCGGCAAAAGAGGAGUACGCGAUUAGGGUGAAUACUGGGGCCGUGAUGGUGGUGGAUGAUAUUGUGGAGGAUGAUAAGCUUAAGCGGAAACAGGAGGGGAUAGAGAAGGAUGAAAAGGAAGCUGUUUCUGGCACUCCUAAAGAAACGCCAGGUGAAGUUUGUGUCAACCCAAAGUCCGCAGAUGAUGUAGACAACUGCAAUGUUGCGUCAUUACAAAAAUCGAAACCCUCAACAAAAAAAAGGAAACGAAAGAAUGAGGCCGUCGACUCAACGGGAGAACUGCUAGAAUCUCGAACACGUUGGGUGAAUAUGGUAGAGAUUGCAGUCACGUUGAAAUGA